Strongylocentrotus purpuratus (purple sea urchin) is the source of this 3268-nucleotide messenger RNA. RefSeq lists its product as uncharacterized. NCBI's taxonomy places the organism in Eukaryota, Metazoa, Echinodermata, Echinoidea, Camarodonta, Strongylocentrotidae. Bases 16 to 2742 code for a protein of 908 amino acids. Gene Ontology annotation, biological process: positive regulation of transcription by RNA polymerase II. The transcript has a single exon. Gene Ontology annotation, cellular component: nucleus; cytoplasm. Gene Ontology annotation, molecular function: RNA polymerase II transcription regulatory region sequence-specific DNA binding; DNA-binding transcription activator activity, RNA polymerase II-specific. The record is from RefSeq and is a predicted model, not a curated record.
UUGCAUGUACAUCAUAUGUGCUGGUGUUCCUUUUUUCCACAUAACUUACCAAGAUCUAAAUAUCGUUUUAUCUUCUCAGGUGAUGUACCAAGUGUGGAGCUAUGGCCAGUCCAGCAGGCUCAGUUCAUCCCCUUGACAGAAGUCCUGUGUCUCCUCAUCUCAGAGAUGAACAGACGGAAGCUGAUAGCAACCCAGGACACAAUCAGAAAGAAGCUCUCGGAGUGCUACGACAAGAUGCCUGUACCUAGUCCAGAAAUCAUCCACAAAUCCCUCACCCAUCUCAUGAACGAGGGGAAGAUCGUGCACAAUGGUUCUGGUUACUACAUCACCAAAGGUGAUGAGGUGCCUCCGGACACCACCGAUGCAGAGAGCGUUGCCACAUUUGCUACAACAAGGACAAAGAAGAAGGAUAAGGAAAAAGAGAAGGAGAAAGAUAAAGAUAAGCCUAAGGAAUACUUGAUUUACAAGGACGGUGUUCUGACUAGACAUACUUUCCCUGAGGAAGUCAAUGAGAAUAUGGGUAUUAAGGUUAGACCUGAGUCAGGAGCUUCCAGACCGUUGUCCUAUCCAGCAAACCCUAUCCUCGCCAGCAUCCCAGAAGAUCGGACAGCCUUCCAGAGAAGCAUAUCCAUGAGGGAGAGAAAAAGUCCUCAGAAGAAGUCAAAGUUUGAACGCACCAGCUCCAUGCGUCUCCCCAAUGACAUUUCUUACUAUGACCAAGGCUACCUGACAUCAGACUCGGAAGCAAAGCCCUCAUGUCUUGGACGUCUCUUGGGGAAAGCAGUCCAGAAGAAGCCGAAGGCAGCUCUCAAUAACAACCAGCCAAAACGUAUACUCCAGACUUUUUCAGCUCAGUUCCCGCCUUCAGACAUCCAAGAUCCUUUCUUUAAUUACAACCACUGGAUGAAGAAGACUCCUGAGAAACUUGGUUCUAACAGAUCUCAGACCAGUGGGCAAGAUGGAGACAAGAUCAAAGAUGAUACAGAGAGGUCUAAAACACUUGAGGCCGUACCGACUACUCCGAAACACACCUAUAGUCCUAAGUCAAAGAGGAAGAGUUUGCCGAAAGACUUGAGUAAUGUGAAAACAGGAUCCCAUUAUGCCCUUGAUCAUGGACGUCUGACACAAACUGCCAAAGUUCUACAACAGAAAUAUCAGGAUGGACAAGAGGAAUCUAUGCCUGAAAGUGAGGUAGAGUUUGUCAAGCCAACUAAGAUGUAUGACGGUAAACAUAGAACUAAAGCUGUAGCAGAUCAGAAACCAACAUCUUCAAAGAGCCCUCAGAAAACACCCAAGGAUCCAAAGGGUGAUAAGAUAAAUCACUACUUUAGCUCUAUGGAUAGGGCACGACCUUCAAACCCUAAGCCAUACCAAGGGCUCACUAGUGAGAGCUCUCUUGCAGGAAGUGAUUCAGAGCUAGAGAUGAAUCCAAGAAAAAAGGCUGCAGCUGUAGAAAAGCGGCUGUUGAAGCAGAGACACGCUGAUCUCUUGAGAGAAAGAAGACAAGGAAGAUUAUUUGCAAGCCAAAGAGCAGAUGCACCUGGUUCAGCUUCUGAUCUUGGUGAACAGCAACCAAGAGAAGAAGUGCCUUCUCGCUUGCUUGCCACUGGACGAUCUGCAGUAGAGGAGUAUGAAAAGCGCAAAGGAUAUCUACCCAGGCGAUGCUCAUCUGAAGAGGAUAUAAGUGAUUUGCCUCGGUUACUUCCAGAAAAUUCUGAGAGGCAGCUUGUUCAAACAAGUCGGAAGAUAUGUCUUACCUUUCAGGACAGUGGGCAGAUGAUGGUAAAGACAUCAACACCACACUCUGCCCAUAACUCGAACAACCAGACAGUAGAGAACAGAGAGGGGAACAACCGACUCCGUCAAGAACCAGAGAGACCUAGAGAUGCUUCCAACCUGGAGAAGGUUGUCAUGAGGAAACAUGAUCUCAUCAAGAAGAGGCCUCACUCAAGUCAUGAAACCUUCUACAAAGAUGAAGAAAUUGACAAGUUAUUAGAAGAGGAACUUCAGAAUGAGAAGGUGAAUCGUAAUAUGAAGUAUAAGAGCAAUGUCCCUGAGAAAGAUAAGAACAGUAAUUCUCGUUUACAGGGCUAUCCAGAGAUCUUGGACCACUGCCACAGAUCGGGAAAUGGUGAGCUGAACCGAAGCUUUGAUCGUGACUCUUUCACUUCGUCCAGUACAGUUGAGUACACCAACCAAGGUGAUCCUCCAGCCAUCAUAGGUCAUACUGUCAGCCCUGAUGCAAGCACCAUUAACGGCAGCUACGCCUCACUCGCCAACGGACAGCGCCCUCUCCAUCACAGAAUGGAAAGCCUCUCCAGCUCCACGGGUGACAGCGGCUUCAACUCCCCACGCUCUUCUGUCAACAACGGCUUCAACUCCAACGGGUUUCCCUCCAAGCAGACUUCUCCUGAUGGCCUUACGGUGAGGUCCAACUCUGGCAGCAGCAGCAGUAUCCCCGUCCUGGUGAGACCAAUCCCAAGACGGGCCUACAGCAACACCACUGCCGUUGCUAAAGUGAAGCCAACAGAUUCCCAGCUGGUGCAGAAGAGACGUCCAGUAUCCAGCACCAGUGACCAGUCUAGUAGCUCAGACCUAACGGUGAAAAGCAUGAAAGAGAGAAGACGGAGCGGAAGUGACCGAGAUGGAAACUCCUCUUCCUCAGAUAGGUCAAGUCACAGUUCUAGGAGCCAGCAGAGACUUACAAGGGUCAAAAGUUAUGAGGUCAUUGGGACAGUUUAAAGUGUUUACAGAUAAAAGAAUAUAGUAUUGGCAUGAUAGUACUUAAUUAGAAUAGAUAUUCCCUCUGACCAAAAUUGUAGAUUGUAAUAGUAUUAAUUGUAAAAGUUUGAUUUCUUUAUCCAUAUGUCUUUCUUAUUAUUCCUUCCUAUAUCCUCUUCUCCAUUUCUUGGUGUUUACCCCUGUAUCUUUGCAUGUUUUCUCUGUAGACCAUGCAGUGUUUGAGUAUGUGAAAAGAAUAUGAAAUGUGACAGAGUAUAUAUGUAAUCUGAGAAGUUUUGUUCUGGAUAUACUUUUCAUGCUUGACCAAUCAGUCAUUUGCCUCAAGAACUAACCUGUAAGUAUCACAAAGAACUCUGCUUAAAUACAGCAGACCAAAAUCAUGUUUAAACUAUGGCCAAAGUAACACAUUCAAGCCAAAUCAUUCAUAUAGGCUAGGUAUAUCAUAAUCAUGCCAAAGAUAAUUCUUAACAUUCAUGUAUACUGAUGAGUGUACUGGUGAGAUUGUAUGCUAUUUUCAAUAGAUUUU